Messenger RNA from Aphanomyces astaci, 1165 nucleotides. RefSeq lists its product as hypothetical. The transcript is spliced from 4 exons. The record is from RefSeq and is a predicted model, not a curated record. Bases 84 to 854 code for a protein of 256 amino acids. Lineage: Eukaryota; Oomycota; Saprolegniomycetes; Saprolegniales; Verrucalvaceae.
UGUUUUCCCGUUGAAACAUCGAACAAGUUUGGGUUGGCAGCACAAUCAUCCAUCCAUCCAUCCGUGGCCUUGGUUGGUCAAGCAUGCCCACGGAGCCCCCGCCGGUUUACGACGCGUUGGUAUCGCCCCCACAGCAAGACGGGGGGGAAACUCCGUUGUCAAACAUCAUCCGUUCGAAUCAACCAACCAGUCGCCCGGCCACGACCUCGUCGGCGCCCAUCGAAGCUGCGGAUCGGCGCCGCAGGUCUAGCGGAACCAAUGGCGGCGUCUCCACGGGCAAGCUGAAAAUCCAAUUGAACGACCACAAGAAGAGAUCAGUGGAUGAUGCGCAUACCAAGUACCGCCCCGAUUUCAAGUUCAAUAUGGAGCUGGCCCUGCGCACGGCCGUGGGAGUCGUCUUGGCCUCGUUGGUGCUCACCAAAAAUACCGACUCGACUGCUCUCGUGACUGCCACGUCACGCACAAAGCAGUGGUAUUUCUUCCCAGAAUGGUACAUCCUGGGGGGGUUAUCGUACGUUGCUACUGCUACUGUGUUUGGGUGUGGCAAGAACAUUGGGUCGACCAUUCGCGAGCUAUUCCAGCAGAUCUCGGGGGUUGGCCUUGCGUUACUGUACAACUUGCUCAUUUUUUCAUGCUUUGAGCCCCAAGUGUUUAAUACCAAGGCCGAAUUGGAGCUAGCCAAAGUCGAUGGCACCCUCACUCGUAUCACGAAUUCAUUCAGCGGCACUCCGUACUAUGUCCACGAGGGCGACUUUUUUACGAUUUUGCCGUUUAUUAUGCUCUUUACAAUAGUCGCGUUGGUGUUGCCACUGGUACGUUCUACUUGCUGUCGUUUGUACUUUUCAUGUUGGUAAUUUAUAUGAUAGUGGUCGCAUUUUAUCAAUUGCGAUUGGACACUUUUUUCAUUAUUGUCCUAUCAGCCAAACCUUGGAUUUAUGUGCUGAUUCACGAAAUCCAUCCAUCGAUCGAAUUAAAAGUAGUACCUAACCACUAUGUACCGGUAGAGUAACGUCCAGUUUCACACGAAUAUAUAAGCUAUACCCCUAAUUCAAUGUGGAAUGGUUGAAAAGGGAGUUUGAUUGGCCACUUGAUUAUUGGUCUGAGUUUGGAUUGGUCAAUUGAUUGUCGAUCGAUUGGACAAUGUGUUGUGGCGUGGUUUCUCGUU